CACAGCCUCAACAACGGCCUCUGCUCGUAGUCAGCGUCGCCCGCGCACUACGCUCAUCACCCUCUGGGUACACUGAGCUUUUCCGUGUCGUGUCGCACGUACACUCCGCGCGUCAUGUCCAGCCUUGGUGUUCUUGAAACACGCAUCCGCGCAAUCCUCCAAUCCACCCCCCUCGAGCGCUUCAACACAAUCUCCGCCAAGGACGUCCGCACGAGACUCCUCGCGGACGGUGCAGUCGACGAAGGAUGGGUUAAACAGAACAAAAAGGCAUUGAACGCGCUUAUUGCAGGCGUGUUUGAGCAAGUCAGCGCGUCGCUUGUCCUUCCUCCUCCGUCUUCUCAACAGACAGCUGACGUGCAGCCAAAAGAGGAAGAGGGUGUGGCAGAAGACGACGAGUAUGGGUAUGCGAACGGCGCGACGUACUCCGACGACCAUGAAGGCACGCAGAGUCAAAGUGGGACUGGUGACUUCGUGGACGAGGAGGAGGCUGGUCCGUCGACACCUCCCCGAAAAUCAUCCUCCCAGAAGAAAAAAACAAAACGCGAACUCACAGACGAGGAACUCGCACGCCAACUAUCCACCGAGCUCAACGGCCGCUCCUCCCGUAGCUCACGCUCGGGUAAAGCUCCUCCAAAAUCCAAAGCCAAGAAUAACAACAAAAAGGGCGGGAGCCGGACACCGAAGCGCAGCAAGAAGAGCGCUGAUUACGUCGAUGACUCCGAUGGAGGCGGCGGUAUUGGCGGAGGUGGAGGUGGAGGUGGAGGUGGAGGUGGAGGUGGAGGUGGAGGUGGAGGUGGAGGUGGAGGUGGAGGUGGUAGACGAGGUAGAGGUGCAAGUGACUCAGACAACGACUCUGAUAAUGACGACUAUGGUGAUUCCGACGGUGGGCAACGACGUAUGUCGAAGACCAAUAAACGGCGGAAGACUACUCGAAAGAGCUCCGGCGGCGGUGAGGUAGGCGGCGGGAGCGGACGCGCAAAGGGUGGGUUCGGUAAGGAAUUCAUCCUAAGCGCACCGUUAUCCGCUCUUCUCGAAGUGGACCGAUUAUCCCGACCUCAGGUGGUCAAACAACUCUGGGAGUACAUCAAGGGGAAUGACCUUCAAAAUCCCUCUAAUCGACGAGAAAUUUUAUGUGAUGAUCGUUUGAGACCGGUUUUCAAUGCGGAUAAGAUUGAUAUGUUUAGGAUGAAUAAGGUUUUGGGACAGCAUUUGCACGAAGUGGAAUAGCUUAGAGUGAAAUGAAGAACAACUCGGUCCGUCAUCCUAUCGGCGCAUAUACUUAUGAUUUGGCAACUAGACGCCGCGUUCACAACUUCACCUCCCCGUCGCCCUCUCAUUGGUAUCUGCAGUAGCUUCCGUUCUUCCCCUCACCUCAAUGCCGUUCUCCCUUCCCCUCUAAUCCCAAUGUUCUUCAUACGUUCUUUCGCUCGUCUGGUUUGGUCAACUUUUCUCACUCUUGUCUCGUUUCCUGUUCCUCGAUUCUUUCCCUAGUUUUUUCUUUUCUUCGAUUGUUGUUCCUGUUCCUGUGCUCCGCGCCUGCGACACCUCACCUACAAGAAGAACUACACCGAGUCAAGUUAUCGUUUUUAUUCCAUCUUACUAUUGCGUUUCCCUCUUUGUUCUGGUCCAAAUUUCUGAGAUUUGAGAGACAUUAUAUUUGUUUCUUUGCAUGUACGCCUACCUACCUACUUAUCUUGUCAACCCUGCUGUAGAAGAACGUUCUACAUUCUACAUUCUACAUUCA
Messenger RNA from Fomitiporia mediterranea MF3/22, 1744 nucleotides. Its product is annotated as SWIB-domain-containing protein. Gene Ontology annotation, cellular component: nucleus; RNA polymerase I upstream activating factor complex. The transcript has 3 exons. Gene Ontology annotation, biological process: nucleolar large rRNA transcription by RNA polymerase I; transcription initiation at RNA polymerase I promoter. The record is from RefSeq and is a predicted model, not a curated record. Gene Ontology annotation, molecular function: RNA polymerase I cis-regulatory region sequence-specific DNA binding. The coding region runs from base 115 to 1227 and encodes 370 amino acids. Lineage: Eukaryota; Fungi; Basidiomycota; Agaricomycetes; Hymenochaetales; Hymenochaetaceae.